Messenger RNA from Penaeus monodon (black tiger shrimp), 3671 nucleotides. RefSeq names its product probable cytochrome P450 CYP44. Bases 141 to 1628 code for a protein of 495 amino acids. The record is from RefSeq and is a predicted model, not a curated record. Gene Ontology annotation, molecular function: iron ion binding; heme binding; monooxygenase activity. Lineage: Eukaryota; Metazoa; Arthropoda; Malacostraca; Decapoda; Penaeidae. The transcript has 12 exons.
UUGUUCUCAUCUAUCUCCCAAACGGUCUAACACCACUUCAUAUCUCACCUGUGAUCAUAAGAUAUGCGCUUCGUUAUCUACCAUCCUCGUUUCCCAAAGUUGGGAUUACGAAGUCUUGGAUAAACCUAUUUACUGUAGGAAUGCAACAGUUCAGGUGGAUAACAUCAGGGAAAAAAUGGGCUUCCCAGAGGAAUGGAUUGCUGUGUUGGAAUGCUGGUAACACUCUUAGGCAUUUGAGAUGCAUUAGCAGCGUGAGUUCCAGCAUCUCAGCUGGGAUGUCAGAACAAAGCAAACCUUUCUCUUCAAUACCAGGGCCACUUAAACUGCCUCUUAUUGGUACUUUGUUGCCCUACAAGAUUGGUCUCAAGAAGCUCAAAGACUACCACUACCAUGUGUGUGACCUCUACCACCAGUAUGGGCCCCUUGUAAAGGAACACUUUGGGUCACAGGUCAUUGUGCAUGUGUUUGACCCAGCUGACAUACGCACUGUGUAUGAGAAUGAUGGCAAGACCCCAUACAUUCCACCUUUGCAAGAAACAACACAGUUUUACCGUCAAGAGAAAGAUAUGUCACUUGGUCUUGGAAACAUUAAUGGAGAAGAAUGGUACAAGCUCCGGCACGCUGUGCAGAUGAUGAUGCUCCGUCCUCGAGAAGUGAGCUACUACUUCCCCUUGCAAGAUGCAGUAGCGAAAAAGGCUGUUGAGAAGCUAGCAACAGAAGUGGAUGAGGAUGGGGUAGUCUCCAAUCUGAACACACUCAUUAGCCAGUGGAUUCUUGAAUCUGCAGGCAUGUGCUGCUUUGAGAAAUCUCUUGGUUGCCUUAGUGGAGGUGAUGCGGAAGAACUGGCAAAGAAUCUGGUCAGGACGAAUGUGGAAAUAUUUCAGCUGUCUGCAGAACUGAAGUUUUCAUUGAGAGCAUAUCGGUAUUUCAAGACUAGGAAGUAUAAGAAGCUUCAUAAUCUUGAGGACUUUUUCUAUGGGGUCUCCAUAGACUUCAUCACUGAUGCACUAAAUCACAUUAAGGACCUCUCAGUAGAGAAUAAACUGAAGGAGGGAGACUUCAACUUCCUCACUUAUUUGAUGUCGCGGAAGGAGCUCUCCCAUAAGGAUAUUAUAACUAUCACUCUUUCACUGUUUUCCGACGGUCUUUCUACGACAUCACCUGUCCUCUUGGGGAACCUGCACUGUCUGGCUCUGAAUCCAGAAGUACAAGAACAACUCUAUCAAGAAAUAAAAAAGAAUGUUGAUCCAUCUUCACCUAUAACAGUACACAUAAUAAAUAAGCUACACUAUCUGAAGGCUUUUGUGAAAGAGGUAUUUAGGUUCUACCCAGUGGGAGAGAGUGUUCAACGUCUCCCUCAAAAAGACCUUGUUCUCAGUGGCUUCCAUGUACCAGCUGGUACAUACCUUGAUCUAAAUCCAUACCUGUGGUUGCUGAGUGACAUGUACUUCAGUGAUCCUCUGGUUUUGCGUCCUGAGAGAUGGCUUAGGGAUUCUGCAGGAACCCUGGCAGUUGAUCCCUACAUUCUAAACCCAUUUAGCAUUGGAACUCGAAUGUGCGCUGGGCGGAGAUUUGCAGAACAGGACCUGUUUGUGGGCUGUGCAGGCUGCUCCUCAAAUACCAACUAGAAGCUACAGACAACUCCCCUCCAAGGCAAGAAUGGAGUGUCUUGCUGAAGCCAAAAAUUCCACUCCCAAUACGAUUUAUUGCUCGGGAGUGACUCCAAUUUUUCUAGAUAUUUUGUUCUAAUUUUUAUAUUCAUGUUAUUUUUAAAAUAGAUUUUGGAGGUAGAAAUAUAAAAUUGUAUAGGAAAAUUGCAGUUUGAGGUUGUGAUCAUCCAACUUUCCAAAAUGUUCUAAAUUGAACAACAGAUCUGCAAUUUGAGUAUUUAAAUCAUGCUAUUUUUGCAAAGUAGUUCAAAUUUAAUGUUCAGCAAAAGUGCCUUCCAAUUUUACAAACACCAGCUUAAGCAAAAGGCAGCUUUCUGUGGACAACAUACAUAUCAAUAGUGGCAGCCAAAUACAAAUGUUCACAAAUGUUAUAAUGGAGAGACUGCAGUUAAACCACAGAUAUAUUUUGACAAGUGAAUUCCUUGUUAAGCUGAGACUGAAGGAAAUGGAAUAUUUAAUUUUAGAUGAUGGAGAGCUAUUACUUAUAGGCUUUUGCUAUAAAACUUACAGGUGUGCUUUAAUACAUUACUGAUUUAACUUUGUCUCCUUCCCAAGAUCUUGUCAGGGAUGAGGAGUUAUUUUGAAUCUUUGCAGGAAAGAUACUUUAGUUUUUAAAUUUCAGGACGGCUCAAAUGUUGGUAAUAUAUAAUGUAUCUGUGUUUAAGUGCAAUAAGAUGUACAGGUGUAUUAAGAUGUACAGGUGUAUUAAGAUUUAAUUAAACUAAAUAUUUCAUGUGAUAUGAUAAAAUUGUUUUACUGGUGUAAGAGAAUGUAUUUCUUAUGUAUGGCUUUGAGUAUGUUCUUGAAGGUGUAUUACUAUAAAGAGAAACAAUCUUUCUAAGUUGGCUGAAUACUCUGAACUUUAUUCUACUUUUGUAAAGAAAUUGGGAUUGGAGAUGUAUGGCUAGCAAUGUCUCAAAUCACCAGGAAAAUGCAUAACCUCACAAAUGGUCAGGAAAGAUGUUUUAGCUUUAAACUUUUCAGUUUUUUGACAAGGGAUGAUUUGAUUGAAAAGAUGUUAAAGAAGUCACAUGUGACCAAAUGAAUGUUUUAAAUGUUUUAUUUUUGAUGGAGAAUGGUUUAAAUCAGCAGUGUAAUCAUUUGCUUUUGUAUCUUGUAAGGAUAAAAAAGCAACUUGAACAUGCCAAAGGAGCUGUAGAGAUAUGGCCAUCACUUAAGUGGUAUAGCUCAGUGGUAGAGAGCAGACAUUGCUUAUUUUUAAGCUUUUUAAAGGCCCUUGGUUUGUGCCUGACUGUGCUUGAGUGAGAACUGGCAUUAGUUGGAUUUAAGGUGAGGACAUAUCCUUUGUUAUAGGACCAACUUUUUUUUUUGCCUUUGGUAUACUAUCAUAUUCUUUACUUAUUAUAUUAUGUUUCUAUGUCAAUAGUGCUUUGACCUGUUUACAUACCAAAACUGAAGUACAAAUAAAAACUGAAGUUUCACAAACUCGAAAAUGCACACUUAAUAAAGUUAGGGCAUACAUCCAGGCUUAUUUUAUAGGUAGUUGUCUCAAAAAUAUGGGGCUAUUUGCACAAUAUUUUCAAUCAUUAUUGGUGAAUUAUGAAUGAUUAUAUUAAUCAUGCCUGCCAAGUUUAAGUAUAUGAAAUUGAGAAUUCUUGAAUAGAAUGUACCACUUAAUUUUAGUAAAGAUUUGUCUUCCUUUAAAUAAUUGUUAAGAAUAUAAAGAUUUAUAUGCCAUAUAUGACAAUUUAUCUGUUUAAAGAUCACUUUAAAACCAUGUGAAAGAUUAAUAUAAAUGUAAUUUAGAGCUUUAAGUUUCCCUAUUGAAUAUGUAUACUGAAGUAUCUAUAUCAAUAAUUUUCUGUGAUUCCUUGCAUAUUUUUAAACUUUGUUAUUAAAUCAGCAAUUUAUUUUAAACCUAUUCCUAAACUUUUUUGUGAUUUAAUGGAGAGUGUGUGAGUUGGUCGAGUGAGGAGUGAGUGAGUGCAUGUGUAACGAUCUAAACCGUCGUUACAGUGCGCAACGAGCCGAAGACGCUCG